This is a messenger RNA of Botrytis cinerea B05.10, 2432 nucleotides long. RefSeq lists its product as hypothetical. NCBI's taxonomy places the organism in Eukaryota, Fungi, Ascomycota, Leotiomycetes, Helotiales, Sclerotiniaceae. Gene Ontology annotation, molecular function: ATP binding; ATP hydrolysis activity. The record is from RefSeq and is a predicted model, not a curated record. The coding region runs from base 393 to 2294 and encodes 633 amino acids. The transcript has 7 exons.
GAAGAAGACGCGCCAGCUUUGACCCCACACUGAAUUUUAAGCCCGACACCUGAGAUAAGAUCUAUCGCCGCCAAUGAACGAUAAGCGACCAGCUCCAUUCACCAAAAUCAUCAUCCCCCUCAGCCCUUCCUCUUCACCAUGCAUCACGACCAUGUCACUCGAUUCUCCAUUGGGCAGAAUGAGACAAUACUAAAGACCCCCAGUAUGCAUGUCCGCAUGAAAUGUAGGCUCAAUGUGGUAUCAACACAAAUCUAGAGCAAUUCUCGUCCAUCAUUCCAUCACCAAAUGCUCUUUGUGAUUCUUGAUUCCCCUCUUCUGUUAUUCUUACAUUUCAGAGCGAGCUUUGCUUUACGAUAGACUCGCCCAUAUAGACAGACUUACACGGGUUAACUAUGGCGUCUUCUAGCAAUUCAGCGCCAGCGGACCAAACUGGGCCUCCUUCAAUCGGAAUCAAAAGGGUAGAAACAGCUCAGGAUAGCAAAGCGCAGAGGCUCUUGCGUGUAGAUCAAAUUUAUAGCAGAAAGGACCGCCAGACGCACUUCGUUAGAACUGCGAAGGCUACAGUAAAACCAGAUCGAUUCGGAAAGACAGCAUUGGUAGUACGCCGCAUCAUAUCAAGACAAGGUAUGCUCGCGGCAACGGAGGUUGAUAUCAAGUCAGUUCCACUGAAAGAAGUACUUUUGGAAAUAUUUAAUGGUGUCGAGGGACUCAGUCUAAAUAAGACCCCUCCUAUGUGCUCUCCCGACAUACUUUUCCAUGCUAAAGAUGCCCUGAUAUUGAGAAAGGUGGAAGAGAAAAAAAAAGACAAUCCAAACCAAAUUUUGAUCGAUGAUAUUGGUACAGCACUGCGGUUUAUAAAUGAAGAUUUUGGUCACCAAAUAGGAAGUUUAGAGUCGUUGCUUAAUAAUGGCGAAAUCACAUUCGACCUGCUGUGGGCUUUGAUGAAGCCAAAAGAUCAUGUGGUUUCUAUGCAGUUUAGGCUUACAGGACAAAGUCAAGCUUUGAGUGUUGUCAGUGGGACCUAUCUUAGGAGACAGAAUUCUACGAACUAUUUCAAGCUUAACGGCCGCAUGAUCUCUCACGAUGGAGAAGAUUUUGGCUAUGGCUUCGUAGACAUCGAGAUAGAUGAGUUCGAUGGUGCAAGGAAGAUAACUUCGUUAAAGGCGUAUCCCAUUCAAUAUGAUCCAAACCCAGAUAUCCUUCGCAAGAAUUUGAUCCAACGAGGGCGCAAGUAUUUGUCCUUGAUUCGAGCUCUUCCUCGGGCUUUUUGUCAAGAAUAUACUAUGGAUUUUGGUUUGGAAGACCAUGAAACUUCAAAUGGAAAAAUUCAGGCUCAGAAGGCUAACUUACGGGGUCGUGUCAUGGCGGAUCCAGAGGCAUGGAAGUUCAAUAAUGGUUGGACGGAUCUUGCUACACCAAUAAUUGAGAGAGAAUACUCUAUUACGGGUAAAGAUUUGAAUUUGCUUGAUGAUCAAUUGUUGGUUUGCGCAAACUGGAUCAACGGUUUUAGUUUAACCCACAAGUCUUGGGGUCAGUUCUCUGUCGAUGGCUUGGAAGACAUCGUUUGGAAUGAAGACGCUUUCAAGAAGCUAGUCGUUGAUGAGACUAGACGGAAGUUGAUUCACGCAUUAGUGAGAGCUCACCGACAAGACGAUGCUUCUUUUGAUGACAUCAUUGAAAAUAAAGGGAAAGGUCUUGUUGGAUUGCUCAGCGGUAGUCCUGGUGUUGGAAAAACAUUGACUGCUGAGGCUGUUGCUGAGGUUACCUCUCGUCCCUUGUAUCAAGUCAGCACCGGGGAGCUCGGAAUAGACGCCGAUAAGGUCGAUAAACGUCUAGGUAUGAUACUAGAGAUUACUAGACGAUGGGGUUGUGUUUUACUCAUCGACGAAGCGGAUGUAUUCCUCGCAACACGCGGAAUCGAUCUUGCUCGUGACACUCUUGUGAGUAUCUUUUUGCGAAGACUUGAGUACUUCAGGGGUGUUUUGAUUUUGACGACAAAUCGGAAGUCAGAAAUUGAUCCAGCUUUCCAGAGCCGUAUACACUUCUCUAUCCAUUAUCCUGAUCUAACUGAAAAUGGCCGUGUGAUUGUUUGGACUAACUUUAUCGACACUAUCUCGAAGCAAACGGGAAAUCCUAGCCUCAGUUCAGCUGAUAUCCAGAAACUCGCAAGACUUGAGUUAAAUGGACGACAAAUCAAGAAUGCGGUCUCAUGUGCAGUAUCACUCGCGAGAGAGGAAAAAGAGCCACUCUCCGUGAAUCAUAUUGAGAUGAUCUUGAGCAUCACAACUUUGUAAAGAGUUAAAUUACUUGCGACGAUUAUGGCCUCAUAUUGCAAAAUUACAGUUCACAAUAUUUGUGGGUAUUAAAUAAAACAACACAUGUAUUUGCAUAAUUCCAAAUCUGCUUGAGUGACACCUCACAAAUUUGGCCCA